Molecule: messenger RNA, 567 nt
Organism: Strongyloides ratti
Lineage: Eukaryota; Metazoa; Nematoda; Chromadorea; Rhabditida; Strongyloididae
Product: GPI inositol-deacylase
Exons: 2
Coding region: 1-567 (188 amino acids)
Biological process (GO): GPI anchor metabolic process; endoplasmic reticulum to Golgi vesicle-mediated transport
Cellular component (GO): endoplasmic reticulum
Molecular function (GO): phosphatidylinositol deacylase activity
Source: RefSeq, a predicted model, not a curated record
AUGGCAACUCCGGAUCCCCCGGUGUUGCAACCCAAAAAUUUUGCCAGUCCACAUCUGAAAGAAGUGCCUGGCUUAUCUUUAUAUGAAAAUAAAGAUUUAAGAUAUAAUUUUUAUUUAUAUGGUGAAGGUCAAUAUUUUUAUGAGUUAUCACAAAGUCAAAAUUUCAAUGGUAUUCCUAUUAUUUUUGUUCCAGGAAAUGCUGCUGAUGCCGCAAUGGUUAGAAGUAUUGGAUCAAUUUUACAAAAUAAAACAGAACGCCUUCAAUCACCCUUUCGAUUUAAUGUUUUUUCCGCUCAUUUUAAUGAAGAAUUUAGUAUAUUUGAUACAACAAUUUUAAAACGUCAAGCAAAAUUUCUUAUAAAUAGUAUUAUUGAAUUAGAAAAAUUAUAUAAAAAUAAACGAAAUAAAAAAUAUGUUUUAUUGGGACAUUCAAUGGGUGGUAUUGUAAUAAAAAUGGCAUUGAAAAAUUCAGAAUGGUUAAGAAAAAAUACAGCAUUUAUUUUAGUUAUGGGUACAAUGUUAAAAGAUCAUCCAAUUAAAAUUACUAAUGAUUUNCUACUCCAUUAG